GAACCGAUAAGCACCGAUAAGAAAUCGGUAGUUGAAAGAAUGAAGCUUGGUGGCGGAGUGGUGUACGGCGGUCCAAGUAGCGCCGCUCUGCCCACUCUGCUUCUCGGCCAUGGAAGAACUCGUCUUCGUUGCUCUGCUUUCUCUCCAGCUCCCGUUGGCCUUGUUGAAAAUGUAGACCACAUGACUUUCAUAAAGGAUGUGGCGGCUGCUCAGCCUCCCGAGCAUUUGGGUCAGUUGCUGAGAAUGCUUAAGACUAGAGGUGAAUCCAUUUUGUCUCCUGGAGCCAAGCAGGGGUUAAUCCCCCUUGCCAUUCCACUGACAAAAAACAGCUCAGGUGCUGUAACUGCACUGCUGAGAUGGCCUACAGCUCCACCUGGGAUGGAGAUGCCAGUGGUGGAAGUCAGAAAGCACGGAGUAUGGCUUUUAGCCAAGAAUGUAGACCUAUUUAUGCACAGAAUAUUAGUUGAAGAAGAUGCCAACAGCUCUUCAGAAAGCAAUGGCGAGCUAUUUCAUGCUGCAGCUGAUGCUGGGGAGAAACUUUACAGAAUGGGUGACUAUGCCAAGUCUCAGAUCUCAAAUCUAGAUGUCUACCUCUUAAAAAAGAAACAAUUCACCUUUCAGGUUGGUUUGUUUCCGGAUGUCUUAGAGCGUAAAGUGACGCGCCAUUUUGAAGAGGGUGACCAUGUUUCAGCUUUGGUGACCGGAGAAUUUUAUACCAAGAAGGAGCAUUUUCCAGGAUUUGCUCGACCAUUUGUGUUCAAUUCAGAGGUUUUGCUGAGGGUUGGUCGUAAACUAGAAGCUAAAGAUGCUGCCAGGGGAGCCCUAAAAUCGCCAUGGUGGACUUUGGGCUGUAAAUACCAGGAAGUAGCAGAAAUAGCACAAUGGGAGGAUGAGCAGAUUGAGUACAUUAAGGAGAAGGUGACAGAAGAGGGAAAGGAAGCUGAUCUUAAGAAGGGAAAGGCUCCUGCUCAGAUUGCAUUGGACGAAGCUGCCUUCUUGUUGGAUUUAUCCUCCAUUGAAGGGAGUUGGGAUGACUCCGUGGAAAGAAUUGCUGAAUGUUAUAAAGAGGCAGGACUCCCUGAUGUUGCGAAAUUUGUACUAUACAGAGAUUGAGGAGGGAGUUAUCCGUUUCUUUCUCUAGCACUUUCUAUGGCGGCAUUGGGUGGCAGACUAACCACUAGUUUGAAAUACGGCGGCGAACUUUGCUGGCUAAGAUGUGCGAAAAUAUGAUCAAUUAUGUUUGGGGCAUAGGCAUCAAGGGUUCAUGGUGGUACCAUAGGAAAAAUAAUGGAAUAUUGGACUUAGUAAAAGGUUCACAUCGAGAUCGUCUCUA
Molecule: messenger RNA, 1333 nt
Organism: Juglans microcarpa x Juglans regia
Lineage: Eukaryota; Viridiplantae; Streptophyta; Magnoliopsida; Fagales; Juglandaceae
Product: protein IN CHLOROPLAST ATPASE BIOGENESIS, chloroplastic-like
Exons: 12
Coding region: 40-1113 (357 amino acids)
Source: RefSeq, a predicted model, not a curated record